AAAUACAGUAAUUACUAUCGUUCACAAGAUUAUUCAAACCGAAACUGAAAUAUUUUCAAAUUUGCCUUCUUAGGCUUUCUUUAAUUUUUUCCAUUUCUUUUUUAUUCUGUCGUGCACAAAGAUAUAGAACAGGUACAAUUGUCUUGAUUUAUCGUUAGUCCCGACCAGAAAUUCGCUGCUGAUGCUGGUGUCAAGAAAGGCAUAAAAGAGAAGUGAAUUAGCAUGAAGAGAGAAACUGAAAACGAGAGAAACAAACAUUUACCGAUAGACAAAGGCUGGGCAUGGUUUGUUCUUGCCGGAACAAUAUUUUAUAUGAUUUUACACGGAGGUAUAAAGAGGAAUUAUGGUAUAGUGUUCGUGGCUAUCCAGAGCAAGUUUGGAUCUACAGCUUCUCUAACGGCGCUCCUGACAACAAUGCAGAAUCUAGUCAUGAGCUUCUUGUGUAAGAUGGUCUUGUUACUAUCAUCUUUGAUCAUCAUGGCUCUAGGGAUGCAUGUCAUGUCUAAGAGGACAUCAAUAAUGCUAGGGGCUUUGACUAUCACAGCUGCACACAUUAUCUCAGCGUUCGCGACAGAUUUACGUCUGCUGUUCGUCUCGAUAGGUUUCCUAGAAGGUCUAGGAAUUGCCUUGUCAAAUCCUGCUAUCAUUGCAACUCUAGGAGAAUAUUUCCAUAAGAGAAGGGGACUAGCAAACGGUUUAACAUUUAGUGGCGGUAGUCUUGGCGGUCUGUUAUUUGCACCGAUCUUUUCAACAUUGUUUACAGACUAUGGAUAUACGGGAACAUUUUUAAUAAUCGCUGGAUUAACCAUGAAUAUUCUUGUAACAAGUGCUUUGUUGAGACCAUUGAAAUCUUUUGAAAGAAAUACCCAGAAAGCAGAAAAGUUAAAAUGUAAAACAGAUGUUUUGGCAAAUACUGCAGAAAAUGAAAAAUUUAUGCCAGUUUUAAACAAGAAUUUAAUAAGCAGUUCUCCUGACAAACUAUCUGGUUCACCAUUAUUACCGCGGGCAAGAGCCUUGUCUGUCGGUAACAGACAAGCACAAACUGUUUCUCAAGGUUCACAUAAAGGGUUAUCGCCCUUAAAUAAUCUUGUUGAAUCAUUAUCACGUUCACGUGUGGCGUUGUAUGCAAGUGUUGACGGGAUUUAUGGAUCUAUUACUGAUAUCCGAGACAACGAAAUAGACGACAAGAACGACAAUGACGAAUGCAAAAUCCCAAAGACAACAAUUUUAGAUAAGCUUAAAGCUUCAUUUGAGGUCAAUUUAUUUAAAAGUCCAUUAUUUCCUGUGUUUUUACUGAUGGCAGCAGUACUUGCACCAACCAGUUAUUUAAUUCCACUGUUUAUAGCUCCUUUAGCAAAUGAUAUUGGUUUAAGUGCGGACCAGAUUGGAUUAUUGAUGUCAAUUGUAUGUGGUGUUGGGAUGUUCUCCAGAGUUACUUGUGCUUUAUUUGCUGAUAAAAAGUUUAUGAGGUUGACUACACUUUUAGCAGUUGUUUCAAUAAUGUCGGGAAUAACAGCACACUGCAUAAGAUUGUUCACUUCUUUUCCAUUAUUGGUUUUCAUGGCUGUGGUAAUAGGUUCGUUAAGAGAUUCAACCGGAAGUUAUUAUGCGUCAUACCACUUUCUGGGAACCAUGUCAUUUGCUGGAGCUGCUUUUGCAUUGUCUUUGCCUAGUAAUGAAAAGCCAGACCAGUUGUCCAAAGAGCAAGAUGAUAUAAAAUUACAUGUAGGUCGCAGAUAUGGCAAAAUUGAAAAUUCAACAGAGGAAAUGACUAUGGUAGAACAUAAACAGCUGUCUGGACUAGACAACAACCACGCGCAGGAACACGUGGAUCAUUCUAUUGCUACCGGAGACGAGAGAGAGAAGCAAUCUACCAUAGAAGAAGUUAAAACCACACAUUUACCGAUAGACAAAGGCUGGGCAUGGUUUGUACUUGCCGGAACAACAUUAUUUAUGAUUAUACACGGAGGUAUAAGGAAGAAUUAUGGUAUUUUGUUCGUCGCUAUACAGACCAAGUUUGGAUCUUCAGCUUCUCUGACGUCAUUACUGACAACCAUGCAUAAUCUAGUCAUGAGUUUCUCGUCUUUGAUCAUCACGGCUCUAGGGUUGCAGGUCAUGUCUAAGAGGACAUCGAUAAUGCUCGGAGCUUUGUCUAUCACAGUUGCACACAUGAUCUCAGCGUUCGCGAAAGAUUUACGUCUGCUUUUCCUGUCAAUAGGUUUCCUAGAAGGUUUUGGAAUCGCUUUGACAAACCCUGCUGUCAUUGCAACUCUUGGAGAAUAUUUCGAUAAGAGAAGAGGAUUGGCAAACGGUUUAGCAUUUAGUGGUGCUAGUUUUGGCGGGCUAUUAUUUGCCCCAAUCUUUUCUACAUUGUUCACAGACUAUGGAUAUACGGGAACAUAUAUGAUUGUCGCUGGCCUCACUUUGAAUAUUCUUGUAACCAGUGCAUUGUUAAGACCAAUUAACUCUUUUGAAAGGCAUAAACAGACGGCAGAAAACAUAAAUUAUAAGACAAACUCUGAAAAGAUUUUGGUAAAUACUGAAGAAGAUGAAAAACUGGAACCGUUACUAGAUACAAAAUUUCAAGACACAAAAUCUGGUUCCCAAUUGUUACCACGGGCUAGAGCAUUGUCUCUUGGUUCCAGGGAGCAACAAACUGUUUCUCAAAGUAAUGAGUUACUGCAGUUGAAUAGUUCUGUCCAGCCAAUAUCACGGUCAUGUAUGACGCUGUUUUCAAGUGCUGACGGAAUUUAUGGGUCUUAUAUUGAUACUCAAGACAAAGGAACAGGUGACAUGAACACAAAAAGCAUAAACAGAAACACAAAGUCAGCAUUUAUCAAUAACCUUAAAGCUUCAUUCGAAAUGAAACUGUUUAAAAGUCCAUUAUUCCCAAUGUUUUUAUUGAUGGCUGCUAUGCUUGUAUCGACCAGCUAUUUAAUUCCAUUGUUUAUAGCUCCAUUAGCAAAAGAUAUAGGUUUAAGUUCGGACCAGACUGGAAUCCUGAUGUCAAUUGCAUAUGGUAUUGGAAUGUUUUCAAGAAUAAUGUGUGCCUUAUUUGCCGACAAAAAGUUCAUUAGAUUGACUACACUUUUAGCUGUUGUUUCAAUACUGGCCGGAAUUACAGCGCAUUGUGCUAGAUUGUUCACGUCUUUUCCUUUGUUAGUUUUUAUGGCUGUGAUUAUUGGUUUGUGCUCUGAUAUAUAUCUAUCAAUGUAUCCAGUUGUUCUGGUGGAAUAUUUGACGUUACCCAAGUUGAAAACCUGUAUAGGAUUCACUAUAUUAUGUCACGGGCUGUCCGUUGCAGGCACAUUCUUUGUUAUUGGCUCUUUGAGGGAUUUGACCGGAAGUUAUUAUGCGUCAUACCAUUUCCUGGGAACCAUGUCAUUCGCGGGUGCUGCAUUUGCAUUAUCUUUGCCAUAUUUCCAUAGAAGACAGCAACAAACUGAAGUGAAAUAGGAUAUAUAAAAAAGUUAAGAUAACAUCGCAGUAAACGGUGUUGUGUUAAUGGACGUUUUUUUGUAAUAAACCUUCUUUUAUGCAUGCGUAUAAAACUGAAAGAUGUUGGU
Molecule: messenger RNA, 3566 nt
Organism: Ruditapes philippinarum (Manila clam)
Lineage: Eukaryota; Metazoa; Mollusca; Bivalvia; Venerida; Veneridae
Exons: 12
Coding region: 223-3456 (1077 amino acids)
Biological process (GO): transmembrane transport
Molecular function (GO): monocarboxylic acid transmembrane transporter activity
Source: RefSeq, a predicted model, not a curated record